AUGGAGACAGCAAUAGCAACAGUGUUCUACCUUGACAAGCCACCAUACAAAAACGAAAAGCCGUAUUUCUGCUGCCUCCCACCGGAGUUUUUGCAAGGAAAUUCUUCAACUAAUCACGUCCAUAUCCCAGCCGAUAUCACCGUCACCAACAUCAGAAGCGAGGUAGCAACAUUCAGCCUCGACGAAAAUGGCUUCGAGGUGGCGGAACAAACCCUGGAUGACCAGUUCAACUAUGAGAGCGUGAAGUCCGGCAGCGAGAUCGAGCAGCGCUACAUUCAGGAAAUGGAAGCGUUUCUGACAGAAAGAUUCGAGGCCAAGAAAGUCGUCGUCUUUGAUGUAGAGACUCGGAAGAGGAACCGCGAAUUUCCGGGCAACAUCGGGGAGAAGUCAACCUUGGAGCAGCCUGUCCGUGGUGUCCAUGUUGGUGAGUGA
This is a messenger RNA of Podospora pseudocomata, 432 nucleotides long. RefSeq lists its product as uncharacterized. The record is from RefSeq and is a predicted model, not a curated record. The transcript is spliced from 2 exons. Gene Ontology annotation, molecular function: oxidoreductase activity. Lineage: Eukaryota; Fungi; Ascomycota; Sordariomycetes; Sordariales; Podosporaceae. The coding region runs from base 1 to 432 and encodes 143 amino acids.